AUGAAUUUCAAAAUCACGGGCCUUUUAAUCGGCCUAAUUGGCCUGGUAAUAUUGUCUGGUAAUACAGAAGCUCGAGGCGGAGGCCGUGGAAGUGGAAGUAGGGGAAGUAGUAGUAGUGGAAGAAGUAGUGGUGGUCGUAGCAGUUAUAGCGGUAGCAGCAGUAGUCAUUCGAGUAGCAGUCAUGGAAGUAGCGGGCAUGGAAGUAGUGGAUAUCGGAGUCAUUCGAGUGGAAGCUAUGGAAGUGGUUCCAAAAAUUACGGCAGCAAUUCUAAAUCACAUAGUGAUAGUUAUUCAGGUAGCAGCGGGUAUGGAAGUAUCGGAUAUGAUAGCCAUUCGAGUGGAAAUCAUGGCAGUGGCUUCAAAAAUUACGGCAGUAAUUUGAACUACCAUCGUGAUAAUUAUGGAAGCAGCAGCGGUUAUGGUGGCAAUUUUGGAAGUUAUAAUUCAUACUCGGGCUUAGGCAGCAGCAGAUGGCAACAAUAUGACACCCACUUCAAUACAUAUGGAAAUAAUCAUAAUAAUGGUCAUGGAUAUUCUUCAAGUAGUUCAAAUCGUGAUGACUUUUUAAGUGGUUUUGCUAGCGGUCACUUUUUGGCAUCACAUAUACCAGAAACUUUUAGAAAUCUCAAUUUCCCUAAACCAUAUCACGUGAGACAUAGUUCUAAUGAUGCUACCCGAAACAGUUAUUCAGAGGACACAACUACCACAACCUCUACCACAGAAACAUCAAUACCUUCAAACGACUUCAAUUAUCCCCUUUAUGGGAAUAUGAAUUUAAAUGAAAUAUUAAAUUCAAUAACUAAAGUAAAUAUGGGUACUCUAUUUGAAAAUGAUGUAACAGAUGUAUCAGAGAACUCAGAAGAGACGACCACCACAACUCCGACCACCGAACGUGUAAUUGUCGACAAAAAUCCCUUAGAUAUUUUGGAUAGUCUAAAUCCGUCAUAUCAUCCCAAUGAAAAUAUGGAUGAAUUUUUAGCGAGAAUAAAUAAAAUAAAUUUUCAUGACAUGUUUAGAGGUAUUGCGGAUUCAACGAAAAAUGCUCUGGAGCGGGUAAACGACAAACAAAAUCCCACAAUAGAAGAUACAAUAACUACAGAGAAGAUAACCACAACAACAACCAGUACCACGGAAAUACCAACAACUACCAUUUUACAGACUUCUACUGAAACUGUAAUUACUACUGCAGAAGAUUCGACCAUUGCAACGGAUCCAUCUAUUGCCACAGAAUCACCACUUCAUGUCACAAAUCCCGAAAUUUCUACACCCUAUGGUGUUAUUUGUUUUCCAAUGAUUACGAAUGAAAUAAAUGAAUUUGGUGUCAAUGUAACAAUUGAAUCUCUCGGAUGUUAUCCAGCCCCUGAACCUAUUUUGUUGGAGAAUAUUCCGCCUUUGUAG
Molecule: messenger RNA, 1398 nt
Organism: Musca vetustissima
Lineage: Eukaryota; Metazoa; Arthropoda; Insecta; Diptera; Muscidae
Exons: 2
Coding region: 1-1398 (465 amino acids)
Source: RefSeq, a predicted model, not a curated record